Molecule: messenger RNA, 507 nt
Organism: Monascus purpureus
Lineage: Eukaryota; Fungi; Ascomycota; Eurotiomycetes; Eurotiales; Aspergillaceae
Source: the annotation of a GenBank genome assembly
AUGACCCUCGACGGCACCGAGGCCUGGCGAACCGCCUACGCCGGCAACGUCGCCUGCCACCAAUUCUUCACGGCGGCCUUGCUACCCCUUCUCGACAAGGGGAGGGAGUGUGCACCAGGCUUCUCGAGCUCCAUCGUCAAUAUCUCCAGCGUAGCCGGUAUCACUAAAACGUCGUCGAGAGGGCAACUCGCCUAUUCCUCUGCUAAGGCGGCGUUGCUGCAUCUCACGCAGGAGUGGGCGCAUACGUUCAUCCCGUUGCGUAUUAGGGUUAAUUGUAUUGCUCCUGGGCCGUUCCCCACGGAGAUGACGACUGGUGGUUCGAAUGAGAAUAAUAAGUCGAAUUUGGGGCCGGAGGCUGGGAAGAAUCUUCCUGCUGGACGUGUGGGAAAGGACACUGAUAUCGGAAGCGCAAUCCUUUACCUCAGUGGUAAAUCGGGUACCUUUGUAAAUGGACAGAUUCUCCAUGUGGAUGGAGGACUACUCCUGAAAGCACCCGGUACGGGAUAA